Messenger RNA from Loa loa (African eye worm), 732 nucleotides. RefSeq lists its product as hypothetical. The transcript has 5 exons. Gene Ontology annotation, molecular function: sequence-specific DNA binding; DNA-binding transcription factor activity, RNA polymerase II-specific. NCBI's taxonomy places the organism in Eukaryota, Metazoa, Nematoda, Chromadorea, Rhabditida, Onchocercidae. The record is from RefSeq and is a predicted model, not a curated record. The coding region runs from base 1 to 732 and encodes 243 amino acids. Gene Ontology annotation, biological process: regulation of transcription by RNA polymerase II. Gene Ontology annotation, cellular component: nucleus.
AUGACAACUGAUAACGAUUGCGAAAAAAUUCGUUAUGUGAUAAUUGACGAAAAUUUGGAAAAUGGUGAAAGAUCCGAUAGCUACUCAUUUACAGUGUCUGGAUCGACAGUAUAUCAUCAAAAUAUAUUAUCACCGCAACACCAUCAUCGUCAUCUUCAACAACAGCAACAAGAACAACAAAUGCUUAGAUACGAUUGUGCCCUUCAAAAUGAGUCAUCAACCUCAACAUGGGUGGAUAAUUCAUACAGUAUGCCGGUUUCAAAUAAUACACACUAUUUGGCAAGAUGUAGCGUUUGUGAUGCUCUGUUUGAUUUGGCGGAAUAUUUGAACCAUACCAAAAAUUGUAGACUAGAAAAGUCCUACAAAUGUGACAUAUGUGGUAAAGAAUAUAAUAAGGAGCAUAAUUUAAAGCUGCACCAUCUUGGUCAACACGAUAAGGCUGUGGUUGAAAAUGAGAAGUACAUAUGUUCAUUCUGUCCAAAGAAGUAUGCUCGAUUAGCCGCUUAUUAUGCACACCUUCAAAUCCACGGCUUGAACGAUUCUCUUAUAUGUACAUUUUGUAAAGAAGAAUUUGAUUUUCAGGUACUUUUAAACAAACACUUGCGCUUACAACAUUGCUAUCCUCGCUUGGAAGAUAUCACUACUGUUGAAAUAUGCAAGAAAUGUGGGAUUGCUAUUUUCAACAAAGAAGCAAUGGAUGAACACAAACAAAUCCAUCGGAAAAUAAAGUAA